GGAAGAUGUUUGUUCAGUACAGCGGUACAGAAGGGCAGACAGCAGGAGCUGACCUUCAGCUUAGCAAACACACUUCAUUCUCAGUAAUUCAGGGGACCCAGGACAAUGCUUCCAGCUGUGAUAACAGCGCUCAUGCUCCUUUCUUUUACUCAUGGGGAGAAUCCUGCCGUUCAAGUCAUUCUGACCAACAAAGGACUUCAGUACGGAAAGCAUGUGGGUGCCGGAUGGAUUCAGGAUAAGUUGGCGUCUGUCACAUUCCCUGACAUCAGUGGUAAAAUCCGCAUCAGCAUCUUUGGCAACUUAGACUACACACUGACAGGUGUCACCAUCACAAAAUGUGACUUUCCUGAGCCAUCUGUCGAGUUCUAUCAGGAUGCCACAGGAUUCAAGACAUCCAUGUCAGGCCUCUGUGUUGCACUAACCGGCGGGUGGAUGACACACUUUGGCUUAAUACACUGCAGUGGAUCAUUCAACCUGGCUGUAUUCAGUGUGGAUGUGACCUCUGUAGUGGAGCUGGGGAGAGAUGCUGACGGUCAUCUGUCUGUCACCAGUGUCAGCUGUGAUGCUCAAGUUGGAGAUGUGGACUUACAGUUAUAUGGUGGAACCAGUUGGAUCUUCCAACCUGUUCUGGGGUAUUUCAAGGGGCCUAUCAGAGAUGAAAUAAAGGGCAGAAUCUGCCCGAAUGUGGAGGAAAUCAUUGUAAGAUUGGAGUCCCACCUACAGGCCAUGAACGUUUCCUUUGAUGUGGAUCAUGACCUUACUCUUGACCUACCUCUCACCGGCUUACCUGUUAUUAAUUCUUCAAGUCUGAAUCUGGGUCUUAAGGGAGAGUUCUAUAGCAUCAAAACUCACGCAGAGCCCCCCUUUGAGGCCCAGCCUUUCACCGUGCCCAAGCAGCCAGGCUACAUGUUGUCUGUGGGUUUGUCUGAAUUCACCCUGAACUCUGCCUCGUAUGGAUACUACUCAGCUGGACUGCUUCAGGCCCUCAUCAAUGACAGCAUGAUACCUCCAGGCUCUCAUAUACACCUCAAUACCAGCUCAAUGGGGCCUUUCAUUCCUCAGCUUCCCGAUAUGUUUCCAGGGCUGCUGAUGAACCUGCAGGUUUAUGCCAGAGAGGUUCCACUGUUUUCAUUCCAGCCUGGUGCUGUUAAACUGGGCUUACUUGGUGCUGUUAAGGCUUUUGCCAUCCAGGCAAACGGUACCCAGACCCCACUGUUCAAACUCAAUGUUGACUCAGCGUUCAGCGGUAAAGUGUGGACUGCUGACGGGAAACUGAAGGGCUCCAUGGCAAUGAACAAUCUUACACUGACGCUGGCGUCCAGUGAAGUGGGAACCUUUAAGACUGAUGCUAUUGGAGGCCUUGCGAGGAUGGCAUCAACAGUGCUCGUGGCAAAACUGAACGAGAAACUGGGCAAGGGUGUUGAUUUACCCAGAAUGAAACAUGCAGAGCUGGUCAACACUGUUCUGGCAGUGGAAGAGGGUUUUAUAGCCAUCUCUUCAGAUGCUCAGGUGCUGCAAACAGACGGACACUUCAACUGACUGACACGCUGGCCUGUUGAGCUCUGAUACAUCAAACAUGGACGCUCUUCAUCUCAGUUUAGAUUCUUAAGCUUUAAACCAGUAAACAAACUGGAUUUGUCUUUAUCUGACACAUGACAAAAGCACAACUGGGUUCAAAAUGUACCCCACUGUGGAUUCUGGACUGCAAAUAAUUAACAAGUACAUCAACAUUCGGUACUCAUAAAUUACACACCUACAGCCUUCAUGACAAAUCAACGUGAUUAACCCAGCAUUUCAACUCAACGCAGAAAAUCGAGGUGUACAGCCUAGUCUGCCAUUUUUUACUCAAGAAUGUAGAAAUGUAUUUUUUUUAAAAAAAAUGAAUUAAACCGUUUAAUAUAAAAAUGUAAGU
Chelmon rostratus (copperband butterflyfish) is the source of this 1912-nucleotide messenger RNA. It is a transcript of the gene bpifcl, whose product is annotated as BPI fold containing family C, like. Gene Ontology annotation, molecular function: lipid binding. The record is from RefSeq and is a predicted model, not a curated record. Lineage: Eukaryota; Metazoa; Chordata; Actinopteri; Chaetodontiformes; Chaetodontidae. The transcript is spliced from 16 exons. Bases 106 to 1539 code for a protein of 477 amino acids.